Acanthosepion pharaonis is the source of this 627-nucleotide messenger RNA. Lineage: Eukaryota; Metazoa; Mollusca; Cephalopoda; Sepiida; Sepiidae. The record is from the annotation of a GenBank genome assembly.
AUGGAAACAUAUUUCCCAUUGCUUUUCUUCAUCUCCUUCCUUUCCUUCUUUAGAAAUCUUUGCAUCCUUCAACAGUUUAUUGGAGUGGAAAAUAUCCAUUCUUACUGUGCAAUCAAUGGAUUUCUCUCUGUUUUCUUUUUUUCUGUCCCAAUUUAUGGCUUUUUUUUGCUUCCCAUUCUCUUUGCAGUCUUUGAUUCCUUCUCUCUCUCUCUCUCUUUCUUUUAUGACAGAGAAUUACUUCUUUUUUUCUGUCCCAAUUUAUGGCCUUUUUUGCUUCCCAUUCUCUUUGUAAUCUUUCUCUCUCUCUUUCUCACCCUGUCUCUUUCUCAUUCUCUCUCUCACGCUCGCUCACUCUCUCUCUCUCUCUCUCUCUAUUAUGACAUUUACUUUCUUUGCACUCUACAUUUUUUUUUCUUGCUCUUUUUCUUUUUUAUUGCAGGAGUUUAUAAUUUUUCUUCCUUUUCUUUUUCUUUCUUUUCUUAUCAUUUUUUUUAUUAUAAAUUUACUGUUUCUUUUUUAGAUAUUCCUCUCUCUCACUCUGUCUUUGUCUCUCUCUUUGUAAUAUAUAUUACUUUUCUCUCUUUUCUCUCUCUUUUUAUCUAUAUUUCUUACUAUUUCUUUUUCUAG